Messenger RNA from Lytechinus variegatus (green sea urchin), 3403 nucleotides. RefSeq names its product aristaless homeobox protein-like. Bases 1477 to 2916 code for a protein of 479 amino acids. Gene Ontology annotation, molecular function: DNA-binding transcription factor activity, RNA polymerase II-specific; RNA polymerase II transcription regulatory region sequence-specific DNA binding. The record is from RefSeq and is a predicted model, not a curated record. Lineage: Eukaryota; Metazoa; Echinodermata; Echinoidea; Temnopleuroida; Toxopneustidae. Gene Ontology annotation, biological process: regulation of transcription by RNA polymerase II. The transcript has 4 exons.
CACAUCUCUGCGAUAAUUAAGUUCCAAUUUAGGGAGAACAAACGGUGCCAUGCGAAAAACCAAGAAAAGACUGCAGAAACUAUUCCUACAGCUGAUUAGUUCUAAUUCAUAAUACUAACAGGACUAACAUUCCUCGGCACACGAUAACUCCGGUUUACCUUUUCAGGAAUAUGCCCGACACUUACGAGUUGUCGGCCGUUUUCAAUUCACACCCCGACGCCAAUCCACCCCGCCCGACCUAGCCGGAGAGCGAGGCGAGAAGACCGGCCAGCGGGCACGUCAAUAAUUAAUUGAGCAAACAUACACGCCAUAUCGCAAACAAUUGCAAAAUGUAGCUUCUAUUUGUUGCCCAAUAAUCAAACCCUGUCAUCUCAAUGGGCGCCAUUGUUGACGUGUUUUGAGGCUUUCUGAUAUGGGUGUUAAGUGGUUAUGUGCCGCAUCUUAGUGGGAAUUCGUUAAAGAGAAAGUGAAGGAGAAACUUGCUUAUUUACCCUCUUCAAACGAACUAAUCGCGGUAAUGCGGACAGGGCGAGCAGCCCCCCUCCUGCCAAUUGCUACGAAAAUUCACCUGUUGACACUUUCGGUAUUUGGUAAUCGUUUUUAGACUACAAAACUACCUUUGAAGGAACGCGCUCGCCUUUGAUGUCGUGCCGCGAGGCUUUGCAUAUCCAAUUAUAAGCUCGCGGUGUAUUCCACAAUAGUAGCAAGGACAUUGUCAUAAGAAUUAGGGGAGAUUGACGCUUAUUGGUGAGUUUUUUGUGCCAAAUAUUGUGAAUGAAAAGGUGUUUGGGUGUACGGAUGAGACUUGUUGAAAGUUUUUUUUCAAAGGGAAGGGGGAGAAGGACCACCCCAUAUUUUCCGUCAUUUUUUACCAGACCCCUUUCGACCCUGUGGCUCUCGUGUCGCAUAAAAGAAUAUGUCACACGAGAACUUGGCCCAGAAGUAGUCUACGUCUGGAAAGAUCAGUCGAAGAACAUACCAGAUCUAGGAUUGGUCUAUCAUCACUUAUCGGCAACGAUACCUGAGUUAUCAGUUUCUUCAAGAAAGCAGAACCUUAUAUCAAACUCAAGGAAUUGAAAACACUGACGCUGUCACCGCAAAGAGUCUGCCUCAAUAAGUGAAACAAAAGAAAACGGAACUUCCCAGUCGAAUUUAAUUCAAGCAAAGUCUACUGCCUUUGCAGUCGAAAUCGAGGUUUAGUCGCAGUCAAUCGAAAUCAAAUUAAGGAAACAAAAGCACGCUUCAAAAAUUGUCAAAGAGAUCUAUCAUUGACAAUCAAACUCGGGACAUUGGUAAUCUCUUCAACGUGUUGAGAUGCAAUCGAAGAGGUGUUGAUAAUCGAACCAUUUGACACGUAUCAAGGAAACAAAAACCGACGCGAGGUGGAGCGAACCUUUAAGUUAAGGCCAUUUUGAACGUCAAUCAUUGAGCAGACGACACGGAGUCGACUAUUUCGGAAGUGGCGCGCGGAUCGGAAUGAAGAAAAUUUUGGAGGCGCCACAGUUUGCGAUGGAAUCCGCUGUGUGUUGCACGCCGGUGACGCCGCGAACAAUGGAUGUGGACAACAGGUGGGAUGCGAGCGUCCCUCCUCCUGAGCGGCCUCGAGAUGACUCUCCGACGAGCCGAGAGUCCUCCGCUGCUGGGAGUGUAGAGAAAUGCAGCGGUGCGAUGAAUUCUGGCUCUUGGGUGAGCAUUUCGAGAGCAGAUGACGCCAGGUCGAAAAACAAGGAGCAAGAUCUCACAAGCUUGCUCAAGACACACGUUCUUAACAGUGAUGAACAGACAGAUAAACCAGUGAGAUUUAGUGGCCACAUUUGGAGACCUGCAAUGGACGAAAAUGACAGGAAAACGUCGAAAGACGUUGACAAAUCAGUCUCAAACGCUGCUAGAAUUUGGAGACCCAAUGACCAUCAGCUCGUAGAGCAAGGUUCAUCACGGUUCGACGGCGACGACUUUGAAAGUGAUGAUGACGAGAAUCAAGAUGAAUUCAGAAACGAUGUCGGAGACCAACCGACAAAGAGAAAGCAACGUCGAUAUCGUACCACCUUUACCAGUUUUCAACUAGAAGAAUUGGAACGCGCCUUCUGUAAGACCCAUUAUCCUGAUGUGUUUACGAGAGAAGAAUUAGCCAUGAGAGUAGACUUGACCGAAGCAAGAGUUCAGGUCUGGUUCCAGAAUCGGCGAGCGAAGUGGAGAAAAAGAGAGAAACUUGGCAUACAACCACGACUCCAUCCACAUCCAUCGUUUUGCCCUAUCCUCGGUGGUCCGAUCACAGAUUCGAAUCUUGUAUCUACUCAUUUAUGCCGUCUUGCUUGCAUCGACCGCGCCCAACGGCAAGGGUUACUGGCGUCACCGCCGCCGCCAGCACAACCACCACCGCCUCCUCUUCAACAAUUUACAACCUCAUGUUUGCCGACGGCAACGUCGACAACCGUCUUAUCGGGGUCCCUACCGAGGCCUACUUACCAGCUUCCCGCUCAUGGACUGCUACCACUGCAUCAUGCUUCACCAGUCGCCGCGGCAAACAUGUUGUAUCCGACGCCAUUUUGUGAUUUUUGGUCCAAGCAGGCGAGUCUCGCUUCCACGAGGAACUCACAAUCAAACCUCGCUCAUCUCGGCCCUGCACUGCUCACACCGUGUUUUCCGGUCCCACGGAAGUACCAGGACCACGACCCGUCAAUGCCAGCGAGUCCUGGACUCAUCAGCCGAGGUAGCCUGGGCCUGGACCCGUUGGGACCGAGUUCUAAGAAGGGACUCAAGCAAGAUCUUUGGUUAAGGAGCGAACGACGAGCGUUAAGCAUCGCGGCACUUCGAUUGAAAGCUCGUCAACACGCAGCGGGUGUCGAACCUGUCGAACGCAAAGGUGUCCCCAUGAACCCAUAUCAUGGCGGUUUGAUCCUUUUCAAUUCUGAGUGAAGAAUCCACCUGGAAAGCAAAAUAUAUGUGCAUACAAUACCUAGUCAUUGAAGUUAACUUUACCAUUGAAAUCCUCGAUUUUGAUCCUCGCUGUUGAGCAUUAAUACAUUGACAAUGACCAGCCUAGGGCCUAUAGUAAUCUUUUACACACCUGGUGGAUGUUUCAUAAAGCUGUCCGUAAGUUAAGAGCGACUUAAGAACGACUGGUAAACCUUCCGCGCUUAACCAUCGCCAAUGAAUUUCCCAUUUUCCACAAGAACCUAAUGUGAGCUUUGGAAGCUAGCAGACCCCCCCCCAUCACAAAAUGACCUUCAUAUUAUUGAGUGCACCCCUUAAAAAUAUAUCCUGGAGCCGCGCCUGCGUUGUCACUAAUAUUCGAUGUUCCCCUAUAUAAUUACCCUGUCUAAUUCGAUGAACCAAGUUUCUGAAUAUUUUCUACUUUUCACAAAGCUUGAAUUUCUUGCAAAUAUUUAUAUAUAGAAUUGAA